Messenger RNA from Corythoichthys intestinalis (scribbled pipefish), 3896 nucleotides. RefSeq lists its product as uncharacterized. The coding region runs from base 658 to 1728 and encodes 356 amino acids. Gene Ontology annotation, molecular function: nucleic acid binding. NCBI's taxonomy places the organism in Eukaryota, Metazoa, Chordata, Actinopteri, Syngnathiformes, Syngnathidae. The record is from RefSeq and is a predicted model, not a curated record. The transcript is spliced from 2 exons.
UGCCUCUUUUCUCUGUAUUGUCUUAGCUAGUUCGCCAGUUAAGGGGUAAAAUGGCCGUCAUUAACGGCCGAUAAGGUCAAUUGUUUGGUUGUCCGUGUUUAUAUUUAUCUUCUUUGACAUAGUUUGCAACUUUGUAUUACAUGUCUAACAGAAGCUUGAGAGAAAUUAACAUGUUUAUGAUUUUUUUCUUUGUCUGUAAAACUGACUAUAUGAAAAAGCCUUUGGGAAAGUGCACAUUAUUUAGAAUGCUAAUGAUAUAUUUUUGAUACGUUUUUCCUGUUUUCUUGGACAUUUUAUGUUAAAUACAAUUCUCCUUUGAGCUAUUGAAGGCAAAACAUCGUGGUUUGAGUGUUCAUUCUGAUAUCCCUAUACAGGCUGCAACAUAUUGGGGGCUCGUCCGGGAUGGAUGUGACAAGGACCUGCUAUCUGGAAUAGAAGUCCUGUUUUCAUUCAACCCAUUACACAUCUACAGCCUGAGGGGUCCAGAACGUGUGGUGGUUUAACGCCUGCAGAAAGACGCUUGCGAUCUGAGGUUAACUACGAGUGCCAAGAGAGCCAAGGUGUCCAAUCUGCAAAGAAGUUAUCGCACCACAUCAGCAUUGGCCACGAGUUGGAGAUUGAAAUGGCGUCUAUGGAGAUCGAGGACUUGAAACUUCAAUGCAGAUGCUGAGAACACUUACAGAAAAGCAAAAGACAAAUUGGAAAGAAUCAUUGAACAAACUGAUCUACGCCUAUAAUUGCACUCGAUGUGAAGUCACAGGUUUUUCUCCCUUCUACCUGUUAUUCGGAAGGUCACCAAGAUUGCCAAUUGAUCUCGUAUUUGGUCUCACAACUGAAGUAGGAAAUGUAGACCACCGAACAUACAUGGAGAAAUGGAAAAGAGAAAUGCAGGAAGCAAACGAAAUUGUCCAAGCAAAUAUAAAAAAAUCAACUGAGAGGGGUAAAAGACACUAUGAUAGCAGAGUGAGAACAUCUGUCUUGUGUCCUGGUGACCGUGUUCUGGUUCGGAAUUUGACGCCUCGAGGAGGCACAGGAAAGCUUCGUAAUCACUGGGAAGAGGAUAUCCAUAUUGUGAUUCGUCAAGUUGGAGAAAAUAACCCAGUGUAUGAAAUCAAACCUGAAAAGGGCAGAGGAAGAACAAGAACAUUGCACCGAAACCUGUUAUUACCAUGUGAUCACUUACCUUUGGAAAUUCAUCCGCAACCAGCAAUUAAACAAAAGAAAAAGACAACCCUUGCAGAAGAAACAGACCAAGAGCAAGAGAGUGACGAAGAUGAGUGUGUGUACUAUUACAAGCCAGUAGUAGAGUAUCAAGCACCCAUUACAGACAUGACUACUGAGCCAACUCGAGAGACACCAGCAUUAGACACUGAUGAACGUGGACCUAACACAAACACAGCUGGAAGAAGACAAGAUGAUGUGUUUUUGAGAGAUGAAAAUCAGAGUGAUGUUGAGCCACGGGUAGAGUUUCAAGAGGAAGUUCCGAUAUCGCUCCACAGUGGUUCAGGAGGAAACGAAGAACAUAAUGGUAGAUACCCAAGAAGAGAAAGACGACCUCCUGAAAUCCUCACCUAUGACCGGCUGGGAACUCCAUCAUGCUGUAGUACAUCACACACAAGAAGAGAGCCUUACCAGUAUCCAUCUUUGCAGUACAGAGAAGGUCAGUUGGUGACAGUGUGGACAAACCCAUUCCAAACAUACCAGCCUCACGAUAUGCGAGCGUAUUGAUUGAUAGUUUAUUUAGUGCCAUUGUGUUUCAGAAAAAUUCUCAGACAAAAACAACCGCUAUUUUCUGCAGUUACAAUUACUUGCAAAACAGUUCAUUUUAUCUCAUAAACCUAUGAUGUCGGGACGACAUCUUUUUCUGCAGGGGAGUGUGUAAUAGAUUGGAAAUAUCCCAUGAUUGAUAAAAUUCAUAUAUAUGUUAAUUAAAAAGACAGGUGAAAAAAAACGUGGUAAAAUGUUAGUGUUGAAGAAGGGGUUAAAAACGGAUUUUGAAAUGGAUAACAUUAUUAGCAUUCAUUGAAAUCAUUUUUAAUAUAACUGAAACGAUGUGAGACCUGCUCUCCUAGUUUAGCCUCAGUGAGAAAAAUGAUCGGCGAUCGACUAGUAGUGUCUGCUGAAUGAAGGAAAAGGGAAAGCUCGCCACUUUGCCUCAUUCUCCUUUGAGCUAUUGAAGGCAAAACAUCGUGGUUUGAGUGUUCAUUCUGAUAUCCCUAUCCAGGUAUGAAACACUGCACAAAGCAUUUACAUAUACAUUUGUAAAUAUUUCGUUUUGAUAUAUAUUUGUAUUACUUUUCUGUGAAUGUUAAAAAUGCCACUUUUCUCUGUAUUGUCUUAGCUAGUUCGCCAGUUAAGGGGUAAAAUGGCCGUCAUUAACGGCCGAUAAGGUCAAUUGUUUGGUUGUCCGUGUUUAUAUUUAUCUUCUUUGACAUAGUUUGCAACUUUGUAUUACAUGUCUAACAGAAGCUUGAGAGAAAUUAACAUGUUUAUGAUUUUUUUCUUUGUCUGUAAAACUGACUAUAUGAAAAAGCCUUUGGGAAAGUGCACAUUAUUUAGAAUGCUAAUGAUAUAUUUUUGAUACGUUUUUCCUGUUUUCUUGGACAUUUUAUGUUAAAUACAAUUCUCCUUUGAGCUAUUGAAGGCAAAACAUCGUGGUUUGAGUGUUCAUUCUGAUAUCCCUAUCCAGGCUGCAACACGUGCAGCUAGUUAAAAUGGAUUAAAGUUGACUCAACCUCUGUCCCGUGUCCUUGUGUGUACCCCAUUGAGCAUGGAGCAAAGAAAGAAGACUAAAGGACUGUCUGAGGACUUGAGAAGCAAAAUUGUGAGGAAGCAUGGGCAAUCUCAAGGCUACAAGUCCAUCUCCAAAGACCUGAAUGUUCCUCUGUCUACCAUGCGCAGUAUCAUCAAUAAGUGUGAAGCCUAUGGCACCGUGGCCAACCUCCCUUGAUGUGGACAGAAAAGAAAAAUUGACGAGAGAUUUCAAUGAAAAAUUGUGCGGAUGGUGGAUAAAGAACCUCGACUAAGAUCCAAACAAGUUCAAGCUGUCCUGCAGUCAGAGGGUACAAAAGUGUCAACUCGUACUAUCCGUCAGCGUCUGAAUGAAAAGGGACUGGAUGGUAGGAUACCCAGGAAGACCCCACUUCUGACCCUGAGACACGAAAAAGCCUAGCUGGAAUUUGCCAAAACGUACCUGAGAAAGCCAAAAACGUUUUGGAAGAAUGUUCAGAUGAGGCAAAAGUAGAGCUUUUUGGGAAAAGGAAUCAACAAGGAGUUUACAGGGAAAAAAAACGUGGCCUUCAAAGAAAAGAAAAUGGUCCCCACAGUCAAACAUGGUGGAGGUCCCCUGAUGUUUUGGGGUUGCUUGCUGCCUCUGGCACUGGACUGCUUGACCGUGUGCAUGGCAUUAUGAAGUCUGAAGACUACCAACAAAAUUUGCAGCAUAAUGUAGGGCCCAGUGUGAGAAAGCUGGGUCUCCCUCAGAGAUCAUGGGUCUUCUAGCAGGACAAUGACCCAAAACCCACUUUAAAAAGCAUUGGAAAAUGGUUUGAGAGAAAGCACUGGAGACUUCUAAAGUGGCCAGCAAUGAGUCCAGACCUGAAUCCCAUAGAACACCUGUAGGGAGAUCUGAAAAUGGCAGUUUGGAGAAGGCACCCUUUAAAUCUCAGAAACCUGGAGCAGUUGGCCAAAGAAGAAUGGUCUAAAAUUCCAGCAUAGCAUUGUAAGGAACUCAAUGAUGGAUACCAGAAGCGGUUGUUUGAGGUUAUUUCGUCUAAAGGUUGUGCUACCAAGUAUUAGGCUGAGGGUGUCAAUACUUUUGUCCCGCCCAUUUUUGGAGUUUUGUGUAAAAUGAUAAUGAUUUAAUUUUUUCCCCAUUCUCUUUUGUGUUUUUGUAU